Molecule: messenger RNA, 1629 nt
Organism: Schistosoma guineensis
Lineage: Eukaryota; Metazoa; Platyhelminthes; Trematoda; Strigeidida; Schistosomatidae
Source: the annotation of a GenBank genome assembly
AUGGAAUAUAAGGACUACGUGACGAGCCCACUUUUAGUUUUUGAUAAGGUUCAUGGUGGCUCUGAAGAAUUUAACAAAAUCGAUUUCUUAGUUGAGAUACAAAAUGUCUUGCGGAAUCAUUCUUCUAAGGUUCCAUUAUUUGGGAACGUGUCCUUAGAACAAAUUCCUGAUGGACAUUUGGUGCGCGUUGUUGGAAUGGUUCAGGAUAUGUUCAAUGCAGAGUUGUUUAUGGACUCAUUUCGCCUGUCGGCAAAUGACAACACUACCAGAGUAAAGGAAAGUGAGUAUACUUCGCCAAUUACAACAUCAGGUCAGAAACGUCAUUUAAAUGAACCUACAGAAGUAAUACAUAAGAAGCCGAAAUCCACAGCGAUGGAAACUAAUCCAAAUCAAGUGAAACCUCGUAAACAUUUUCCUUUAAUCGAAGAAGAAAAUAAUGAUCAAAAAAUUGGGGCUUUAUUACGAGUAUAUGAUACAGUACAAACUCAAUUGAAAAUCAAUGAUAUUGUUGAAGUUUAUGGUAUAUUGGAACAUGCACGCCUUUGUGAUGCAUUACCAGAAGAUUCAUGUGAACCAGAAGAGAAAUGUAAUGAACCUCUACCUCGAAUACAUGCUCUUAUAGUUCAUUCAUUAACACAUAAUAAUCCUCUUGUAUGUAAUAAUACUUCAAUUAUAUCAAUUAACAAGAAUGUUAAUGAUAUUCAAUUGAUUCGUAUAAAAUUAAUGCAAAUCCUUACUACAUUAUUUAAUGGUGAUCAAAUUGUAGCUGAAUAUGUACUUUUACAUCUGAUAUCAACCCGCUUAACUAUAGAUUCACAAUAUCCUAAUCAUUUACCAGCUAUGAAUGUGUAUGCCAGUCGUUCAAUUGCAACAAAAUCAUCAUCAAAUAAUAUUGAUAAGUAUUUACUAUCUGAACUAUACAAUCGUUUGCAUAAUUUCUUACCACAAUUAAUUACACAUUUAGCUACUGUAAACCUUACAAUAAAAUCACUUAAUGAUGGACCAUGUUUAUUCCCUAUUCGUGAUAUGAAUAAAGGUCAUUUAAAUCCUGGACGUUUACAAUUACCACAAGGGACUGAAAUACUUAUCAAUGAAUUAGAAAUGGAUUCCGGUCAAUUACAACAGAAAGGCUUAUUAAAUUUUCAAGCUUUAAGUUCUGUAGCUAUUAAUCAACGUUUAUUAUAUGAUUUUCAAUUUUACACACAAGAUUGGGAUACAAAUGUACGAGUACUAAUUCUGUCUAUUGUACCGUCGUUAAUUAAAUCUACUUUAUCAUUACCAUGGGAACCGGAAUCUUUUGACAAUAUAGAAAAUGAUGUUCAUAGCAAUAUUUCUGAAAGUGAAUUAGAUGAUAUGCGUAAAUAUUUGACAAUAUUAUCACUUAGUAAUGAAAAUUAUUCAAUGGAUUCUGAAUUACAAGAGCGAAUCAAUCAAGAUUUUGUUCAAUGGCGCAGGGAUAAGUCAACAUAUAUAGAAGCCGAUGAAUUUGCAAUUAUGCUGUGUUUACUCAGAUUUCAUUGUCUAACUUAUGGAUUGCAAUCUCCCACUCUUGAACAUUGGUUACAUAUUGUUGAGUUGGAAUCAAAACGAAAGUCAAGAAUUGCGUUAUCCAAAUUGCAAACCUCAUAG